Messenger RNA from Copidosoma floridanum, 768 nucleotides. RefSeq names its product Golgi to ER traffic protein 4 homolog. Gene Ontology annotation, molecular function: protein binding. Gene Ontology annotation, cellular component: cytosol; BAT3 complex. The record is from RefSeq and is a predicted model, not a curated record. Gene Ontology annotation, biological process: protein insertion into ER membrane. NCBI's taxonomy places the organism in Eukaryota, Metazoa, Arthropoda, Insecta, Hymenoptera, Encyrtidae.
AGUGGGGCUGAUCUUGGAAUACUAUAUAUUGACGUUUUAAAAAAAUCUAGAUUGGAACCAUCGCAAACAUUUUUUGAAAAUAUUAUAAAACUUUUUUCUCUCAUGAAUCCAACAUCUCCUGAAAGGGAGAUAUUUGUACAGAAUGCUGUCAAGUGGAGUAGUAAUAACUUUAUGAGUGGACAUCCUGAUUUACAUCAGAAACUAGCAAAAAUAUAUUGGAGAGAAAAAAAUUUUACUUUAGCCAAAUUUCACUUUUUAUACAGCAGAGAUAGUUACGGAUGUGCUCUGAUGCUUAUAGAGUUGCAUAAUAACCAUGGAUAUUCAAACGAAGUAGAAUUGUUCAUUGCUCAAGUUGUCUUGCAGUUACUUUGUCUAAAAAAAAAAUCGAUAGCUAGCGAAAUUUUCGAAAUAUAUGUAAGUCAACAUCCAAAAAUUGAUGGAGGACCACCAUAUGUUCAUCCAGUACUGAAUUUCUUAUCUUGUCUUUUAAACACAAUUGAGUCGAGGAACUACGGGCUAUUCACAACUAUAUGCAAACAGUACACGACGUGUUUAACAAAAGAUCCGUGCAUUAUUCAAUAUCUUGAUAAAGUUGGACAUAUUUUUUUUAAAAGCAAACCAUCUCAAGGCAAUCAUGAAGGACUAUUAAAUUCUUUUCUUAACUCAUUUUUCGAUGGAUUCAGUAGUGAUGAUACAACUAGUUACCAAGUUAAUAAUACUUUAUUGGCCCAGGUAGCAGAACUUGAUUAAACAGGCCAGACAACAAGA